Molecule: messenger RNA, 492 nt
Organism: Aspergillus thermomutatus
Lineage: Eukaryota; Fungi; Ascomycota; Eurotiomycetes; Eurotiales; Aspergillaceae
Product: nucleotide triphosphate diphosphatase NUDT15
Exons: 3
Coding region: 1-492 (163 amino acids)
Biological process (GO): dGTP catabolic process
Cellular component (GO): cytosol
Molecular function (GO): 8-oxo-7,8-dihydrodeoxyguanosine triphosphate pyrophosphatase activity
Source: RefSeq, a predicted model, not a curated record
AUGAAUCCAAGAGUAGGAGUUGGAGUUGUCAUCCUGAACAGGGAAGGGAAGAUUAUUCUGGGCAAGAGGAAGGGAAGCCAUGGUGCAGGCACCUGGGCAUUUCCUGGCGGCCAUCUUGAAUUUGGCGAAUCCUUCGAAUCCUGCGCAGUACGGGAAGUACUCGAAGAGACAGGCCUCCCGAUUCACGACGUUCGUUUCCUGACUGUUACGAACGAUGUCAUGGAGGCCGAAGGAAAGCACUAUAUUACUGUGUAUGUCGGUGCCAUUGUCAAGGACGAUACCGCACAGCCCCAGAUACUGGAGCCCGAGAAGUGUGACGAAUGGCGGUGGAUAAGCUGGGAGGAUGUUCGGUUGUGGUUCGACAAGCAGGUGCAGACUGAGGGAAUGGAGACCAGCGAUGACCAGCCAAGGCUAUUCAUUCCUCUCCUCAAUCUCUUCCGACAACGGCCGGCCUUUGACCCGAGGAAGAGUUAUGCGUCUGCGCAAGAAUAG